Molecule: messenger RNA, 3743 nt
Organism: Rhea pennata
Lineage: Eukaryota; Metazoa; Chordata; Aves; Rheiformes; Rheidae
Gene: DHDDS
Product: dehydrodolichyl diphosphate synthase subunit
Exons: 9
Coding region: 629-1630 (333 amino acids)
Biological process (GO): polyprenol biosynthetic process
Cellular component (GO): dehydrodolichyl diphosphate synthase complex; endoplasmic reticulum
Molecular function (GO): ditrans,polycis-polyprenyl diphosphate synthase [(2E,6E)-farnesyl diphosphate specific] activity
Source: RefSeq, a predicted model, not a curated record
GCGGCGGUUCUGCUCCGUGCUUUUUGUUUUCCCCCGCUUGUGGAGGAAGCGGCUUCUGGGUGAAGUUCGUUUUAUCUUCCUGUCUGGGAAGCUGCGUAAAAAAUAAGUGUUGUCGGUAGCCAGCGGUGGUGUUAGAAGAGGUGUCUUCAGGCUCAGCUGCUCCAGGGGAGGGUCAGAGGCUUUAGCAGCAGAGCCCGAGGUUUAGCGUUUCCUUGCCUUAAUGUCUUGCGGCUUUCCUCUACUUGAGAAGAACAAGAAAUACCUGUGGUGACAGUAGUGCAGUGAUGGUAUGGACGAUUGCUUUGUUUUAAGGAUUUCCAGCAAUUUGAACAUACAAAAAUAUUGAAGGUUAACUUGUACUUGCCCCUCCUUGUGAUUAGCCUGCUGGCAGCCCUAUGCAAUGUGAGUGCUUGCUGUCGUGGGUCUGUGCUAAGUCACCAGCUACUUUUAUUGGAAGAAGCAGUAACUUUUUUUUUUUCCUGACUACUAGCUAGUACAAAACAAGUGUGGUAACAUGUAUCUAGAAAAUUUCAUAACUCAUUUCUGAGGUGUUCAGCUCCCUCAUUGUCUGCUUAUCAAUGUGAUUAAAAAGAGCUCCAAAGCAGAGAAGAAGCUCUCGGAAUAAGACAUGUCGUGGAUCAGAGAAGGCGAGCUGACCAUCAUAGAGAGAUUUUGCGCCAACGUUAUUAAGGCAGGUCCCAUGCCCAAGCAUGUUGCCUUCAUCAUGGACGGCAAUCGCCGUUAUGCCCAGAAGUGUCAUGUGGAGAGACAGCAGGGACAUUCACAAGGCUUUGAUAAACUGGCACAGACACUGCGGUGGUGUUUAAAUCUGGGUAUCCGGGAGGUCACUGUUUAUGCAUUUAGUAUUGAGAACUUUAAACGCUCCAAGGAGGAGGUGGAUGGACUAAUGGAUCUGGCAAGACAGAAAUUUAGCCGCCUAUUGGAAGAACAGGAGAACUUGAAGAAGCAUGGUGUGUGUAUCCGUGUCCUUGGGGAUCUGCCACUUCUGCCAUUGGAUAUUCAGGAACUGAUUGCCCAAGCUGUGCUGGCAACCAGGAACUACAACAAAUGCUUUCUAAAUGUCUGCUUUGCAUAUACAUCGAGACAUGAAAUCAGCAAUGCUGUGAGGGAGAUGGCCUGGGGGGUGGAACAAGGACUGCUUGAACCCAGCGAUGUGUCAGAAUCAUUGCUUGAUAAGUGUCUGUACACCAACAACUCCCCUGACCCAGAUCUCCUGAUACGAACCUCUGGAGAGGUCCGACUGAGUGACUUCCUACUCUGGCAGACAUCCCAUUCAUGCCUGGUGUUUCAGUCAGUGUUGUGGCCAGAGUAUUCCUUUUGGAACCUGUGUGAGGCUAUCCUUCGGUUCCAGAUGAACUACAGUGCCUUACAGAAGGCCAGAGAUUCCUACAUGGAGGAAAGGAGGCGACAACAGAUGGAAAGGGAUCAGGCUUAUGUGACAAAGAAGCUGCAGCAGGAGGGGUUUGCGUCUCAUGGAGACUCCCGGCGUCGACGGACACUGUUGCAGAAAUGCACCGCCAUGCGGGAGGAGAGAAUCCAGGGCUUCCUACAGGCACUAGAGCACAAGAGAGCGGACUUCUUUGAAAGAUUGUGUACAGUGUCUGCAUGACAUAGGUGCUGGGUGGUUCUUGGGAAGACAAGUUUAACCAUGGGAAAAAUAACAGCUGUUGCCCAGAGGAGUUGGUGUGGUUCUGCAGUGGGGAUGCAGGGCUGCUACAGGACUUUACAUCCCCAGUGGCACUACCCAUGUGCCAUGGGGGAUGUGCCAACCUUGCUUUCCUCAGUGGCAGUCACAGAACUAGAAAUGUCGUCUUUCUGUCUUGCCUCUGUGCCCCUGAUGAUAGAGAGAAAAUACAUGCACCCUACCUUUUCUCCACUGACUGGUACUUUACAGGCCUAGAUGUUUUGGGGACAAGUACCUUACUAGAAUGAGCUUCCAGUCUUGUUAGGCUGCUCAUGAAUUGGCUGAGGCAAAGCAAUUCAGCACUGUUAAAUCAGGCUGGACUUGAAUUUUUCUGUGACUUUGCAGUGGAGAAUCUUUUGGUAAGAUUUCCCUUGCUGUUUCCAUGAUGGUGUCCAACUUCCAUUCUAUAUGCAGAGGAUUAUUCCAGAAGGGAUCUAUGCCUAGCAGUGGCAGAGAUAUUCCCUGUUCCCUUACCCCUACCCGCACCCCACCCCGUGGCUGCUGGGUUUGAUAUAUCUGCUCUCAGCUUCCAAAGAACUAAAUGAAGGUGCUGUUAGCUUUACUGUAAAGAAGGUACAGAGCUUCACCUUGCUGUCAGGUCCUGUGAAAUGUAAGCAGUGGGGGCAAGGAGGGCCCAAAUGCACCAAAAUCAUAGUUGCUGAUGUUGGAAUGGACUAAACAUUUUUGGGGAAGGCUCCAAGGAGGCAAGAGAAAAGGAUUGGUAUGGAUCUAGGUUAAUGGCUUUAAGAGGAAAACAUGGUAGCUAAAACCAGCUGAUGGUUACAGCAUACCAGAUUUACGUGAGACCUGUCUAAAGAUAUGACUUACCAUCCUGUUCCCAGUGUAUUAGAGUAGGCUUAGUUCAGCAAUACAUUAGCCAAAACCAAUCUGUUCCAAAUCAAAAUGGUUUAAAAGUACUGUAUAGCCAAUUUGAAUGGAAGUGGUGGGAGUAUCUGGGAAGUGGUAUCUGUUCUCAAUUCUCUAUCAGCAGGGAGAUGGACUAGCUAAUCUCCAAGAUCAUUUCCGUCUCUAAUUUCUCCUGUUUCCGUCCCACAGGAAAAAAAAAUCAACAGAAAAUGUUGUCUUGCUUUUGUUUCUGCUGUACGUACAGGUGCAGCAGUUGCAGCCAUUGCUGUUUUUAAAGAGCUCCUUUUUACCUCCAGAUGAGAACUAGAAAAUGCAGAUUUAAAAGAUGAAGUGCUGCAAACUCAGCACACUGAAUAUGAUUGUGAAGAAGAUAAUUAAGUUGUCAAACUAUGAAUAAAGCAUUUUCAUACCAAACACUUUUAAAAUAGGCUGAGCAUUUAAAACUAUACACAGCUUCUUUUCUAAGUUUUAAUGAAGUUGGCAUCCAGGUCUAAUAUAAUGUUGUUUAACCUGUGACAGAAUCCUUAUCUAAUUCCCGUUAAAAUGGAAAGGAUUUCAAAGCUGUAUUCUUUUACAGUAUUGUCUGAGCAAUUUGCUGCUGUCCCAAGACUUGGCUGAAUGAAGCACUGUGCAAAUGCAUCCUUUUGCGUAAGUAGCUAACAGUAGCUUGGAUGAAAAUAUGCUGAGAUGAUGGAAGCUGUCAAUUUGAACUUAUUCUGUGGUAUUUUGUCUAUCUUUACAUUUUUAUUUUAAUUUUAUCUGUCUUUCUGUUUCAGAAAGUUGUCUAUAGAAAUAGUUCUCUCCAGUCUGUUUUGGUAGACAGAUAGGGAGAUUGUCUUCUCUCCAAGAAUGUAUAUUUGCCUCGAAAAGAGGUGGUGGGGGUGGAAAUCAGUAAAUUGGUUGUUUGAUAGUACAAUCAGUAGUAUAUUGGUGACUUUCUGCAAAGUAGUAGUACUGUUGCAGCUGUGGCAAAUGAAGGAUAAAAGUUGCACAAGGUUUGUCAGAAGUGUCAGCCUACAGGUUUGAUAUUUUCCAGCUGUAACAACUGCUCUUAUAAAAGGUAUCAGAACAAGUCCUUCAAGUGAUGGUGGAGGGAGCUCUGUGGUACCUGACAAAUUGUCCUAUUCCGCUUGCAUUAGUUAUUUGAAUAAAAUAGUGACUUUACCUGUAA